Colletotrichum navitas is the source of this 2085-nucleotide messenger RNA. Its product is annotated as ankyrin repeat-containing domain protein. The record is from RefSeq and is a predicted model, not a curated record. The coding region runs from base 1 to 2085 and encodes 694 amino acids. Gene Ontology annotation, molecular function: protein binding. Lineage: Eukaryota; Fungi; Ascomycota; Sordariomycetes; Glomerellales; Glomerellaceae. The transcript is spliced from 2 exons.
AUGGAGUUCAUCGGGGCAAUAACGAGUGUGAUCGAUCUCUUCGUCGUCGUCCAUCAGAUCCAGGGGCUAUGUGAUAGGUAUAGGAACACGCCCAGGGCGGUGCGGGAUAUCAUCGAUGAGUGUGAAUGGACCAAGGCACUUUGCUUCAGCCUUAAAGACCAGCUGCUGCGGACGCCAGAUGCAUUGCAGCACGGUGGAAAGACGAUGUCUCCCCCAGGCGCCCAGCAGAAGACGCCUGGGCACACCCUGCUGUGGUGUUUCGAAAAGAGCAUGCAGGGCAUUCGCGAGACGCUCGAGGAGCUAGAGGAGGAGGCCACCAAGUUACAGAGUAAAAAGAACUCGCUCAUGGGCAAGUGGGACAAGACCAAGUUCCUGUGGAAGGAAGACUUUUUCAAAGACGCUGUGCAGAAUGUCAAGGACCAGAGGGACAUGGUCGCCAUUGUCAUGUCAGGAAUACAAUUGCACAACACCAACGCUAUAGGCAACGACCUACAAAGGUUGAUCGCAAUGCUUGAGACCGGCCAGACGCCAGUCUCCAAAUCGGAGCCUCCGGUUGACCAGCUGCAGCCGCCGCCUCAGGCAAUCAAGAAGAGCAAGUCGGACACGCAGAUCAAGAAGUCAGGAACUCGGCUUGCCAAGGACCUCUACACAGCUGUUCGAAGCGGCCGGCUCGUCGACGUCGAGCCCAUCCUAUCCCAGGGCGUCUCGGUCGACGUGACCCUGGGAGAUGGCGGAGACCGAGCCGUGCACAUCGCCGCCCGCGAAGGAUUCCUGCCCAUACUGGAUCGUUUGCUGGCCUACGGCGCCGACGUCGACAUCCAGAAUGUAUGGCAAGAAACCCCACUGCACCAAGCGCUGCAGCGGGGGCAAACGCCGACGUCACUAACAUUGCUGUCUAAUGGGGCCAGCUGGACCAUCACAAACGACAAAGGGGUGACGGCGUUACAUUCGGCAGCGAAGAAUUCCACGUACCUCCUCGUUCAGUACUUGCUGGAUAGAGGCGCUGACCCAAACGUGCGGGACAAGCAAGGCCAGACACCCCUAUUCAUGGCGUGCCAUCCCGUGGACAAGAACGGCAAGAAAUCCAAGGUCGACGUCAAAGUCAUCCGUGCAUUGAUGGAGCAAGGAGCCGACCCGAUAAUCAUCGGAGCCAAGAAGUCAGGCAGUACUCCCGUCCACGAGCUCGCUAUGAGUGGGAAUGCAGAGGAACUUGAGAUUGUGGCCAAGGCGGCGAAGUCGGUCAACCUCCCGUUGGUGGGGGACUGCGAGGGCGCCACGCCCCUUCACCUCGCCGUCAGGAACAACCACCCGGAGGCCGUCGAUGUCCUGAUCAGGCUUGGAGCCAACGUCGACGCAGUACAGACGUCUAAGGACGGCGCGGUGCCGACAUCCUUGUGGCAGGCCGGGUGGAACAAGAACUUGGACAUCGCAGCCAAGCUCCUCGAGGCUGGCGCCGACCCCAACUCGAGGGGUAAAGACAAGGCCACCGUCCUACACCUGGCGGUGACGAGGCACUGGCCCGAGAUGGUGAGGCUUCUCGCCAGGCACAAUGCCGACUUGAACGCCCAGGUGGCGGAUAAGAGGAGGCCGCUCCACGCAGCGGUGCUGCAGAAGGACCUCUCCAUGCUACGCCUCCUGCUUGAGUUGGGUGCCCGUGUCGACAGCAAGGGCGCCCACAGCGCGACGGCCCUCAUGGAAGCCGCCCAGUACGGCUUGCUACCGAUGAUCCUGCUUCUCAUCGAGCACGGGGCCGAUUGGUCGUACACGACGCCCCAGGGGUCGGACGCCUUCCUCUGGGCUUGCAGCGGCGGUCAUGUGCGCAGCGCGAGCUUCCUCCUGGGCCGUGGGCGGGAUCUGCACAAGAUGGCGUCGGGAGACUACACCGCGCUGCACUACGCGGCAAGGACGGGCCGGUUGGCCUGCGCCAAGUGGCUGCUGGAGCUGGGAAUCGACAAAUCCAUCAGGUCGACGACGGCAAGGGCGCUGUUCAAAGCCAAGGGAACGGCGGCCGAGGUUGCCCGGGCGCAUGGGGCCGUUGACGUGGCGGAGUUUAUUGAAAAAUAUGAGGCAGAGGCAGCAUACUAG